Osmia lignaria (orchard mason bee) is the source of this 3735-nucleotide messenger RNA. RefSeq names its product ribosome biogenesis protein WDR12 homolog. Gene Ontology annotation, molecular function: protein binding. The record is from RefSeq and is a predicted model, not a curated record. Gene Ontology annotation, biological process: ribosome biogenesis. Lineage: Eukaryota; Metazoa; Arthropoda; Insecta; Hymenoptera; Megachilidae.
UAGUCUCCUCGUACUUGGGCUAAAGCUGAUUUUUUAAAAUGUAGUAUACACGUGUGAUUUUUGUAAUUACUAAUUAUUAUAUAAAACGUAACUAAAAGAUGAACGCUAGGGAAGCUGAAAUGGCUAAUACCAGUUUAAACAACAGUACUCCACAAGUACAAAUAAGAUUUAUUACGAAGCAGGAACAGUAUGCUGUACCAGAUUUUCCACUAUCUGUUCACACAAAUAUUGUGUCAAGUGAACUAAAUACUCUUAUAAAUGAACUCUUAAAAGAGUCAACUGAUGUUAAGAAUGAUAUAGAGUUUGAUUUUCUGGUAUGCUCCCAGUUUCUACGUACUUCAUUAUCUGAACAUAUAGCAGAGAAAAAUGUUUCUACAGAGGAGGUGAUAAAUAUUGAAUAUGUUGAAAAAUACCCACCACCAGAACCUCAGGACUGUCUUAUACACGAUGAUUGGGUGGCUGCUGUUGAUGUUUGUGAAAAAUGGAUAUUGACCGGCUGCUAUGACAAUACACUGCAUAUUUGGACAUCUAAAGGGAAACAUCAUCUUGUUAUUCCUGGACAUACAUCACCAAUUAAAGCAGUGGCAUGGAUAUCUUUGAAUAACGAUACCGCUAGUUUUGUUAGUGCAUCACAGGAUCAGACAGCUAUAAUAUGGGACUGGAAUAUUGCUGAAAAUUCAGUAGAAUGUAUACAUGUAUGUAGAGGACACGAACGUGGCCUCGAAACUGUUAGCGUUAAUUAUGACAAAACGACAAUGGCUACUGGAGCAUGGGAUACGAUGCUUAAAAUCUGGUCUACGUCUAACCAAGAUGAAAAUGAAGAUGGUGAAUCCACUUCAAAGAGAUUGAAGUCAGAACAUGGUAAAACGAGGACACCAAAAAGGACCAUGAAAGGACAUAAAGAAGCAAUCAGCGGUGUUGUGUGGUCAGACAAAACAGAACUCAUAACGUCUUCGUGGGACCAUACGAUAAAAAUAUGGGAUUCGGAAUUAGGUGGAAUCAAGCACGAACUUGCUGGCAAUAAAAGUUUCUUCGACCUCGAUUAUUCUCCACUAAGCCGUAACGUUAUAGCAGCAUCUGCCGAUAGACACAUUAGAUUAUAUGAUCCCAGAUCUACAGAGGGAACACUUGUGAAAUCAGUAUUUACUUCUCACACCCAGUGGGUGCAGUCUGUGAGAUGGUCACCCAUGGAUGAAAAUCUUUUUAUUUCAGGAGCGUAUGAUAAUGACAUGAAACUUUGGGACACCAGAAGUCCUAAGGCACCAUUAUUUGAUCUAUCUGGACACGAGGAUAAAGUGUUAUGUUGCAAUUGGUCGAAUCCAAAAUUGAUGGUAUCUGGAGGGGCGGAUAAUACUGUAAGAAUAUUUAAGUCAAAAUCUGUUGUUCGUUGAUAAUAAAUUACCUCAUACGAAAUUUUUAACAACAAAGUCUCAUAUAUAGUGAAAAUUAACAACAAUAGGCCCUUUUUUAAAAUUAUUUUAAUAUUUAUUAUACUCUAAAUCAAACAAUGUAAUCGUCUAAAUGAAACUCAAUAUAUCGUCGUUCAUAUCGAUCACAAACUCCGCAAGUUUACCGUCAAAUAAUUGAAAAAGAAAAAACGAUCUUACUCUUAAUUGCAACAACAUAAAACUAAACGUGAAUGCGAUUUAUAUAAAGCAAUGACAAGUAUUUUCGUAGAAAUAAACACAUGUACAAAAAAACGAAAAGAAAAGAACUACUAGUUCUAACAGAGAAAAGUAUUUCAUGAUCUAAGAAAGAUCUUUCAAUAUGAAAUCAAAAUUCGCACUUUUUAUUUGAAUGAGUUUCUUUUUGCGAUGUCUCUUCUUCUCUUUAAUUUUACCUUCUUAUUUUACAUCAUUAUAAAACCACCGCUUAAUUGACAAAAGAAGAGAUCUAGUAAAUCGUUCGUACAUUACCAGCUCCUAGAUUCAUUUUUUCUCUCUCUCUUUCUUUUUUCUUUAAGAAUUUCAAAUUGUUUUUAUUGCGCACAAAAUUAAAGUGUUUACUCAAAAUAGUACAAAUCGCAUGAGCGGUAAAGUGUUAAAAGUACUAUAAGAAAAAGACUUUACGUUCUACCAUAUUGGCCAAUUGAAUGGCAUGUUAAUUUACCGUGUGUGUGUGGUCUCGCAAGAAACAAUUCUACCGUCGAUUAAUAUAGAGGCGGACGUUGGAUGUAUUACACAAUAAUUUAGGAUAAUGUGGGGGGCUUAUCGUUCUAACGUUUACUUACAAAGGACAAUGUCGUUUCAGUCUAUUGCACAUGCUGUAUCUUUACACAUUAGCGAAUAGUAUAAUUUUCCUUCCACCGAUGUUCAAUGGAGAAUAAACUUGAUUUCCCAUCAUCUUAAGCUCUCUUUCAGUCCUAGAGGAUACCAAGAAAACAUCGCUGGGGAUUUGUUGAAAAAGGCAUAUACAAUAGUCGCUACUACUUGAUUCGACAGAAGGCAUAGUGUUUAUCUUUCAAGUGUCUCUUGGAAUAUGUGUAAAUACAUUCACUGAUCUUUUGUACGAGAGUAAGUUUAUUUUACAGACUUUUACAGUUCAUUUGUUCCUUCGUCUCACAGAUGUUGUUGCCCUCAAACGCAAAAGGAAAGAAAAAAGGAGAAAUGAAAAUUAAAUUCAUUCUAAAAACAUCAAAUAACAUCUAACUCAUUCUAAAAUGAGUAUAAGAAAGAUGUAUCCCGUUGAAAAUCAUAUUACUAUUUGGGGAUUCACUCUUGAUGUUGAACUAAGGAAAGGAUAAAAGAAUGUGUUUCGAAUAAAUCCCCAAAACAGAUCGUUUAUUGAUCAAAAAUAAGGGACGAUAAUAAUUAAGAAUUUGAUUCUUUCACUUUGAAUAUACCAAACCAUACUUGUAAGUAACUCUAAAAACUGUUCGGUGCACGCUCCCCCAUACAAAGUGUAGAAGAGUGACGUAUCAGAGCGUGCACACGCAGUGUGCAGUUUACAGUAACAGUGUGUCUUCUGCAGUCUGUGUCAUGUUAUAGGCAGAUGGUUUUUUUUUCUUUCUUUUAAAGUACGCAUUAUUUAAAUUAUGCAUACACCUACACACCACAUGCUCGGCUCGCACUUUCUCUCUCUCUCACACAUUUUUAUUUUCACUUUCUCUCACAUUCUUGUUCUUCUUUUUUUUUAUUCGUUUUGCUGUUUCUUCGUUUUUCUUUUUCUUUUCUUUUCUCACUUUUUCUCUUUUUUUUUGUUUGUUUCUUUAGAAGACCCUAUCUAACCCCCACAUUAUCUCACACAAAGACUAGCGUUUUUAAACGAUCCAAAAUAAACUAAGGGCACUUUUAGUGGCGUAUGCCCUGUGUUCUUAUUUCGAGUUUUUUUUUUCUUUUCAUGAAAAAUCUAAUUCUGACCGUUGUUAAACUUUGUUGGUUUUUUCCCUUUUUUUUUUGUUUUGUUUAUUACAGCACCUAUCGACUUCUAAGAGUCCCUAUUUCUUAACUAGCUAUGACACACUUGCCUUAAUCUAGAAAAAUUUUCAUUACGUGCUAUGCCUCGCCAUCUUAAUGUAAUUUUCGAACCUAUGCGUUCAUUUUUUUUUUUUUCUUUUUUUCCUCCCUCGAAUCGUUAAUUCUCGUACGAUUUUUCGAACUAACUUAAUGCCUCGACAUCAUUUUCACUCUGUCUCUCAUUCUCUCCCACACUCUCAUCUUCAGUUUUCUUUCUCUCUGAUGUAUGAAACUCUUUUUCAUAUUCAGAUUGGUCGCCCACCGCAUAACAAUAUAUCCU